This is a messenger RNA of Linum tenue, 302 nucleotides long. The record is from the annotation of a GenBank genome assembly. NCBI's taxonomy places the organism in Eukaryota, Viridiplantae, Streptophyta, Magnoliopsida, Malpighiales, Linaceae.
CCGCCGGCGGGAAAGCCGCUUCCCUCUAUCUUUCCCCCAUUUACGCCGUCGAUUCGUCGCUGCCGGGUUGAAUUCUGCCGCCGUUUAUGCGCCUCCGCCACUCCGACGCCAAAUUCACCCAAUCACGUCAUGAUAUUCUGCCCGAUUCACCUAUUGGGUCGAAUCCCUUCACCCAGGUUGCGGUUUUCUGUGAUUUCAAGAUAGCUUCCAUGAACCUCGUUGCUUUUGCUAAUUCUGGUGCUCUGGUGUUCUUGGCUUUCAUUUCAGCAUUCAUUCUGCAGUACAAAGUUGUUCCCAGAUAA